AUGGCAGCGUCUGACGCUCUCCCUCAGCCCGCAGCUGAGGAGCCGGCUGCCUCUCCUGCCCCGUCAUCGAACUCUAACUCGGCAGAAGGUGGGCGAGCCGCUGAGGAUAGCCACCAUGAGGAAGAAGAAGUCUCUCAGGAGUUCGAGUGCGUUAUCUGCAUGAAAAUUCUCCUCUUGCCCGUCACUACACCCUGCGGCCAUAACUUCUGCAAAGGCUGUAUCGAUGAGGCCGUCUCCUACCGCCCGUGCUGCCCACUAUGCCGAUGCCCCCUCCUUCUCUCUGGGGCUGCCGACCCGGUGACAGGGCUCUCCACGGGUUCUGCGCUCCGCGUGAACACACUUCUUCAGCAGCUUCUUGAGAGAAAUUACCCGCGCACAAUGUACCUGCGGCGUCAGUACGAAGAAGAGCGGCGCCAGGAGGCCGCGGCGCGCCGGCGCAUGCAACAGAGACAUCAGGCGGCGCGGCUGCGGGCCCAACACGCGGGCGGGCCGCUCUAUGCCCCACACGGUCCCCUGCGCGACUCCUCCGCGCCCAGGGCCGUCGGGGCAGGAGGCUCGGCCGUUCCCGGCGAAGGCGCCGCGGUCGACGGAGGAAGUGGGACGAGGCGAACGGGGGAGGAAAACCGACCUGAACAGAUUCUAACACUUCUUCGCAUCUUCAACCAGCACGACGGGUUUUCAGGAGGCGCGCGGGGUCCGGGCCAGCCGGGGGGCGCUGCAGGAAGGGCGGCGAGACCGUCGUGGCGAGGAACGAGUCGGGCAGCGGCGGUGGCAGCCCGUGCCGCUCCCCUCUUUCCAGGCGAAUCGAUCUCGCUCCACGUGUACCAAGAAGAAUAUGUCCGGCUUGUCGAGCUUUCACUCAGGAAUGCCCGAACGUUGGGUGUUAUCUACCCGACCCCACCGCAGUGCACGACGCCGCCGUCUUCUCUGUCUCCGUCCGCCGCGCCGUCUCACUCUUGGGUUUCUUCCCUGGUGCAGAGAGUCCUGGGACGCCAGCCUCAACGGGCGUGCACAGACAACGCGGCAUCAGCUGACACUCCGACUUCUGCGUCUUCUGUCGCCAGUGCCCUCCACGCUUCUUCCGUGGCUUGGUCCUCUUCCGCCCGGUCGUCGCCCUCCUCGUCCGACACAGCAGACGAAACUGCGGUGCCAAGGCGCGGAGGAAACGCGUCCGGCUUAUCUGUGUCGCCUCCGGAAUACGAUUCACGCGUCCCCUUUCCGUCUCCUUCCUCGGCUCCGGAGUACGGCUGCUGCGUGCAGAUCGAACAGCACACGCCUCUGGAGCCGGAGGCAGGUGGGGCCCCAGGCCGCUGUCUGAUUCGUUGUGUCUGUCGAAAUCGCUUUCGCGUUCGGAACAAGAUUUUCCUCGAGGACUGGGCCGGACAAGCAGCUGAGGAACAAGAGAGAGGCGUCCCCGCCUCUAGUCUUCCAUACGAGGGGCGAGGCUCUCAGUCCGACGGCCGGGAAGGCAGCGAAGCUGCCUCGGCGGCUAGACUAGAUCGUGAAGUCGGCUCAGAGAGCCGAUUGCUUGGAGAGCCCGCGAGCGACUCGCCCUCGGCUCCAGAAGGCGGCUUUUACUAUGAGAUAGGCUACUGCGAGCCGAUCUUCGACGAAGGCGACAGAGAGGAAGUUCCUGGAGAAGCAGCCGGUCGAGGGGGCGAGGAACCGAGCGCGAGCGACGAAGCGGCUGUCGGGCCGGCGAGCGAAGGAGUUCGCCUCCGAAGGCGAGCGGGCGGUGCGGAGGAAACGACGGGAGAAGAGUUGGGAGAUCCGGGACGAGACCUACACGAGACGUGGAUCGAGAGUCAAAACAACUGGGGGCCUCUGACGCGCGCGUCGGAUCUGGCUCAUGAGCGAGCCGGGGUCGUGCAUGCGCUGGAGGUGUGGCGGCGGUACAGAACUCUUGCCGGAGUCUCAAGCAGGGGCGCGUCAGCGGUGACAGAAGGGAGUGGAGAAGCGUCUGAGAUGCGUAACAGACUGACUGGCGCCGGACCGCGGAGCAGGGAGAUUGCCAGGGAACUUCGGGAGAGAUGCCAGCGCCGUCUGUGUGAAAUCUGCAUCGAGGGCUUGGAGAGGCAGCUGCAGCAAGCCGGAGAUGUUGCUCAGCGUCUCUUCGCAUCCAAGUUCGGCCGGAUUCCAUCUCUGUCGUCAAGGCGCAUGACCGCGUACGACCUGGAGAAGUUCUCCUUCUUUGUCGCAAAAGUUAUCGUUUCCUCGCCUUCAGUUCGCUGGCAGUGGUUUCUCCUAACAGACACAACGCAGCGGCUCCUAGAGCUAACGAAGGUGAUAACCGAGGCUCGAUGGAUGAACAUCCUGGCGCUCAACACGACGCCUCUGUCCAGCCUAUCGCGAUUUCUGCUUUUCCAGGACUUCCAUAGCAAUGUCCUCCUCUUCGUUAUUUUUGUCUGCGCCGUUGUGGUCUUCAAGAUUUGGCCAUCGCUCUUCUUCGACGAUGACUUCUUCUAA
Molecule: messenger RNA, 2466 nt
Organism: Neospora caninum
Lineage: Eukaryota; Apicomplexa; Conoidasida; Eucoccidiorida; Sarcocystidae
Product: putative zinc finger (C3HC4 RING finger) protein
Exons: 7
Coding region: 1-2466 (821 amino acids)
Source: RefSeq, a predicted model, not a curated record